GCGAGAUCAGGUGCGACGAUUCUAGCUAAUGAAGGCAGAUACGCGUGUGAUAAACGGGCCAUAGAGAUAGAUAGAGGAUUCAUAUUUGAAUCUGUGCCAUUAUAGCGUCUGCGAGAGCAUGGGUAGCGCCAUUGAGGCCAUCUCCAUUUAAAGCAGUUUAUUUUUCUUCUUCUUCAUUGGCUGAUUGCUCCCAACUAAUAGGAAUCCCAAACUAGUUGACUACUUCAAAAUGGUGGAAGCCCUCAAUGGCAAUGUCCAUGCUAAAAUAUAUAAGUAGAUAUCCAGAUAUAAAGUCGUUUUUUUCAAAGUUGGCAAAAUGCCACGUGCGUCCACUUAUAUCCGUGCAUUCAUAACAACCUCACCAUUACGAAACUUCUAUUCAAUCAAGUAAGCUCCAUGUAGCAAAUUUGCAAUAACAUUUUUUGUUGACCAAAUUCGACACUCUCAUUGACCUCCAUAUUUAUUUCGUGGGUUGAUUUUCGUGGGCAGAUUUGGGGUGGAGCAAAACCUCUUCCUCUCUGACUAUACAGGUAGCGAUGGGAAUUGUUCCAACGCAGCAGAGGUUUCGACAACUGUAGGCUACAAAAUGAGAUGUGAUAUUUGUUGAGAUAAGAAAUAUUAAUGUAAUUCAAGAAACCACCUCUUGUGUCAGCAUUUUAACCACGAGUCCAGUGGAUUCGUGCUUCACCUAGGGCCCACCAUCACUGUCUGUGAGGUUAGGGGCAAGAUGUGGGGAGAAGUUGGAGGGCAUUGGUGUUGUUGCUGCUUUCUGAAGUCUUGGACUGCAUUGGUAUCUCUCCCCCAGGGAAACCUGUGCUCAUCAACUGUAGAUCCCCUGAGAAGGAGACCUUUACAUGCCGGUGGGACCCUGGUUUUGAUGGAGGACUACCCACAACCCACCACCUCUAUUACCAGAAAGAAGACUCCGAUGGAAUGUACGAGUGUCCAGAUUACCAAGCUGCAGGGAGCAACUCGUGCUUCUUCAACAAGAGCCACACCUCUAUAUGGGUCAACUACAACAUCACAGUGGUGGCCAUCAACUCUCUGGGCAGCACUGUCUCUGACCCGCUGGAGGUGGAUGUUAUGUAUAUUGGAGUAUGCCUCAGGGAAGCAGACCCAGCUGAUCAUCUACAGUCUGCAUCCAGGAAAGGUCUACAUGGUCCAGCUUCGCUGUAAACUAGACCAUAGCCUCUGGAGCGAGUGGAGCACCACUACACACACAGAGGUCCCUGACUACAUUCUGAAGGAGCGAUCGAUCUGGAUUGUGGUCACCGUCUUUUCUGCUUUUAUAAUCCUGCUUGUUACCUUCACCCUGGCCAUGAAGAGAAAAUAUGUGAAGCAUUGUCUUCUGCCUCCUGUUCCUGGUCCAAAGAUAUCAGGACUAGAUACACAACUCCUCAAGAGUGGGCGGUCCGAGGACAUUUUAAGCUCUCUGAUCAACCAGGGCUUUCCUCCCACCAUAGCCACUAAGGACCAGCAGGUGGACUAUCUGCUGGUGUUGGAUAGUGAACAGGUGACACCAGAUCAUCAGAAUGGACAAACAAGGACAAAGAACUCCAUAGAUCAUGGUUGCUAUGACCACAGCCUUUUGAUGGAGGCUAAUAAUAAGGAAGUUAAAGUUGGAGGCAGAGAGAUAGUGGAACAGGGUUAUUCUGAGGGGCUUAAAUCUACUUUUAGGAAGACCAAGAGCCUGUCCACUGACGUUACAUCUCUCCCAUGUCCUCAGAAGAAGCCAUUCAACAAUGUUACUGAAACGCCAAAGCAAGCACCUAUUUCCAGAAAGUAUCGAUCCUUAAGCCAUCAUAAAGAUCUCUGGGACAGCUUAGCCAGACAACAUCUAGAAUACAGAGAAACAGUGGUCAAGAGCCAAUCAAACUGUGAUGACAAACAUAAUUUGUCAUCACAGAAUAUUGUGACUCCCUCGAAGGCCAUUGGUUGUGUGGAGGUUCAGAGGUGGACAAAGAGCAUAGGCCUACAGGUGCUGGUACCUGAGAUGGAUAAGAGGCAGGAGGACUAUAGCAAAGUAAGUGUGGUGGAGAAUGAUAAUGUAUUGCUACUCAAGAGAGAAACGGUCCCCCUCAAUUGCACUUCCUGUAAGGUGAGAGGCAAUCAAUCAGAGAAAUGUCUCCAACGGAAGCCAUGUAAACCUAAUAUGACAGUGCCUGCAAAAGAGGGAGUGCAUGUAGGAUCUAAUGGUUAUGUGGAGCCUGUCACUAUAUCACACAUUUUAUAAAAUGUAAUUUUGUCUGAAAUGACUUUGCAAUGUAGCAAAAAAAAUUAAAUACUCAGUAUUGUGACAUUUUCACUGACAAGAGAAUUGACUAUCAUGUUCCUCAGGAUAUUGUUUUUGUAUGUACUGUAUACAGUGACUGGAUAAAUAUGGUAUUUUCUGAUUAAUGUAUUUCACCACAGGUUACACAAGAAAGCAUAACAAGCAAACUCACUUAACCAAAACUAUCCAUAUUCAAGAGUUAAGACAUUUGAUGAAUGUUGAAUAAGAUUUUAUAUUGUAAUUACUUAAAACAAGAAUAACUGAUUUGUUGUACAGCUUUGAUCAUUUUGAUUUGGGGGCAGUUUUACUGCAUUGACACUAGUCACAUUCAAAAUGAUGCAUCAGAAGGAAUAAAAUGUAAAAACAAUAUGUAAAUAAUAUACAUCACUUCAGAUCAUUAUUGAUCACUGAACCAUAAUUCAUUUAAUCUGUUAUAAAAGAGUACAUUUAACAAUAAAAAAAAUGCUAUUAAA
Molecule: messenger RNA, 2745 nt
Organism: Salmo salar (Atlantic salmon)
Lineage: Eukaryota; Metazoa; Chordata; Actinopteri; Salmoniformes; Salmonidae
Source: RefSeq, a predicted model, not a curated record